AUGGCGGAAGAUCCUAUGACACUUUCGUUGGAUUUGCUACGACGUCUACCACCUGCCAAGAUAAAUGAAAAUCUGGAAACAUUGAUUAAGUUAUGUCCAUCAUUAACGGACGAAUUGGUUGCUUCAGUCGAUCAACCAAGUUGGAUAAAAUACGAUAAACAAGCACAAAAUCGAGAAUACCUUUGUUGUGAUUAUAAUCGGGAUGGCGAUUCGUUCAGAUCUCCUUGGAGUAACGAAUACGAUCCUCCUUUGCAAGAUGGAACGCAACCACCACAAAAGAUUCGUGAUUUAGAAAUACGUGCGAAUGAAGCUUUUAAUACCUACAGACAACUGUACUAUGAUGGUGGUUUAUCUUCCGUCUAUCUUUGGGAAUUGGAAGGAUCUUCAGGCUUUGCAGGAGUGGUUUUAUUCAAGAAAACUCUUGAUGAUCAAGAAAGAACUCCAGGCAGUUGGGAUUCACUGCAUGUAUUUGAAGUGUUUGAAGGCACUCGAUCAUCAAAGUAUCAACUCACAUCCACGAUCAUGUUAUCACUCGGAAGAAAGGAGACAAAUUCCAAUUUACAGCUAGCCGGAAGUUUGACAAGACAAUAUAAUGCCGACCUUCCAGUCAAAGAUCCUUCAUCCCACAUCGUCAAUAUGGGAAAGAUGAUUGAAGAUUCAGAAGCAAAGAUGCGUAAUCAAUUACAAGAAGUUUAUUUCGGUAAAACAAAGGAUAUCGUUGCAACUUUACGCAGUGUUGAUAGCUUGGACAAGAUACGACUAGCACAAGAUUUCCAAAAAGAACUCAUGGGUAAAUUGCGUAAUUGA
Molecule: messenger RNA, 807 nt
Organism: Meira miltonrushii
Lineage: Eukaryota; Fungi; Basidiomycota; Exobasidiomycetes; Exobasidiales; Brachybasidiaceae
Product: F-actin-capping protein subunit beta
Exons: 1
Coding region: 1-807 (268 amino acids)
Biological process (GO): barbed-end actin filament capping; cell morphogenesis; actin cytoskeleton organization
Cellular component (GO): F-actin capping protein complex; cytoplasm
Molecular function (GO): actin filament binding
Source: RefSeq, a predicted model, not a curated record